GGUCAGAUUGUCAAUUCGGUCAGGUGAACAAAAUAAAUACAAAUUAUAUUGUCAUGAAGUAUACUGCGGAAGAUGCGAUAAGAUUUACUAAACGCAGCGUCGCUUUAUUAAUUUCAUGGCCACCAUCGAUAAACGAAUCAAAAACAAAAUUGUUCUUUCUCGAUAUAUAUUUUUGGGCAUCAUUUAUCGCAGCUCAAGCAAAUUUUAUCGCAUUGGGGAACGCGAUAUACGUUUAUCGGAAUAAUGUAGAAGUUAUGAUACGAAUAGCAUGCUCAUGCACGGCUAUUAUACAAAUGAGUAUAAAAAUGCUUGUAUGUAGAAUGCAACGUUCGAGUUUACAGUCAAUAGUCGUGGAAAUGGAAAAUAUUGUUAAACAAGCUAAACCAUACGAAGAAACGAUACUAACGAAAUAUGUGGGCAGAUGUUCUACACUUCACAUAUCUCUUACCUUUGGCUUUUAUUUAGCUGCUACAAAUAUUGUUCUGGGACCAAUAUUUUUACCACAAUCAUUACCAACUUUUGCUGUUUAUCCGUUCAACGUGGAAAUACAUCCCACAUACGAAAUUGUUUAUUUUGUACAAGCAAUUAGUGGAAUACAAGCAUCUUCAGGUGCAUCGAUUGAUUGUCAAGUAGCUGUUUUACUCUGGUUCGCUGGUGCAAGAUUUGAAAUGUUACAAAUUGAUAUAUCAAAUAUUGUAAACGAGUAUGAUCUCAAAUCGUGUAUCUCCAAACAUCGUCAAAUUAUCUGUUAUGCAGAUAACGUGGUCAAAACUGUACGUUUUGUGAUUCUUACUAGUGUAGGUACUACGACCAUAUUAAUAGUAUUCAGUGGAAUUUUACUCUUUAAUACAGAUUCAGUGACUAUCAAAUUUCAAUUCCUCGUUUUGGAUAUAGUCGCUAUUAUUCAAUUAUUUAUUAACUCGAAUCCGGCUGAAAAUUUAAUUGAAAUGAGUUCUGAGGUUGGAUCAGCAGCUUAUAAUCUAAAUUGGGUUGAACAAUCACAAAAGAUAUCGAAAAACAUACUUUUUCUCAUUCAAAGAUCCCAAAAGCCAGUUAUAGUCACAAUUAGCGGAUUUUUACCAAUAUUAUCUUUAUCUUAUUAUAUGUCGACAGAUUCAAUGACUAUCAAAUUUCAAUUCCUCGUUUUGGAUAUAGUCGCUAUUAUUCAAUUAUUUAUUAACUCGAAUCCGGCUGAAAAUUUAAUUGAAACGAGCUCUGCGAUUGGAUUAGCAGCUUAUAAUCUAAAUUGGGUCGAAAAAUCACAAAAGAUGUCAAAAAACAUACUUUUUCUUAUUCAAAGAUCUCAAAAGCCAGUUAUAAUCAGGAUUAAUGGAUUUUUACCAACAUUAUCUUUAUCUUAUUACAUGUCGUUCCUGUCCUCAUCAUUAUCGUAUUUUACAACAAUGAGAGCCGCAGUUAAUUAA
This is a messenger RNA of Polistes canadensis, 1424 nucleotides long. Its product is annotated as putative odorant receptor 85d. The transcript has 8 exons. Gene Ontology annotation, molecular function: olfactory receptor activity; odorant binding. Gene Ontology annotation, cellular component: plasma membrane. The record is from RefSeq and is a predicted model, not a curated record. Gene Ontology annotation, biological process: detection of chemical stimulus involved in sensory perception of smell; sensory perception of smell. NCBI's taxonomy places the organism in Eukaryota, Metazoa, Arthropoda, Insecta, Hymenoptera, Vespidae. The coding region runs from base 54 to 1424 and encodes 456 amino acids.